AUGCCGGCCGUGCCGGGAAAGAGCCGCUGGGCGGGGGCCUGGCCCUGCCUCCCCACCGCCGCCUGCCUCACCGGGCUGCUGUCCCUGCUGGUGUCCGGGCCCGGCCUGCUGCACAGGGCAGGGGCCGCCGGGCCGCCUACACCCUCCGCGUGCUCGCUGCGGCCCGGGCCGGUGCGGGAUGGGGAAGUUCACAGACUGGUGACCUAUAUCUUUGUCUAUGAAGAUCUGAUAUCCCUGGUAUGCAGUGGCGUUAUCAUCUGGUACUUUGCUGGCAGCUUUGAGAAGAACGUAGGCACAGUGAAGCAUUGCUUCGUCACCUUGGCCUUCGCCAUUUCUUCGGCCCUUUUGUAUCUCUUAUUUGAGGCUGUCAUCUCUGGGGUGUCAGAGGUGGAAGAUGCCAAAGGAUUUACACCAGUUGCUUUUGCCAUGUUGGCAGUGUCCACCACGCGUUCACGGAUGAGAAGGGCACCACUUUUGGGGGUUAACGUUCCCAUGGUGCUGGUGCCCUGGUUAAUGCUCUGCGUGGCAUGGUUUAUUCCCCACUCCUCUCUCCUGAGUAACGUAUGUGGCCUCAUAGUUGGGAAAGCCUAUGGUCUUGGCUAUUGCUUCUGUUUGGAUCUCCCGGAGUCGGUGGUAUCUAAGCUGGAUCAGAAGUUCCCUUUCAGCCUGCUGAAGAGAAUACCAGGGCUGAAGUAUAUUCCAGGGUCUUUAGCAGAGAGAAGAGCCUCCCAGAGUAGGAAGAUUAAUCCAGUGCCAGGCUCAUACCCCACCCAGAGCUACUAUUGCUCUUCACCUCCAGCGCUUCCUGUGGUUCAGAUGCAGCACUCCAGUGCCCAGAGCCUGGGAUCCUGGCCCAACUGCACACCAGCGCACAUCCAUGGUUCCCCCCCAUACCAAACCAACCCUGCCUUUGGGAAAUUCUAUGUGCAGAGCCACUUCGGUGCCUCACCUGGACACUGCUGCCAACCAGCUGAUCCCCACUCCCCGCAAGGUGCAUGUCUGCCUGAUUCUCAGAUACCCACGGGGAUGGAGAACUUGGAGGCCAAGUUUCAGUACGCAUCAGGUUCCCCCGCAGAGAAAGUACCAGCUGAGCUUUCAGGAGUCCAGAUACACUGAUCAUCCAAAGAGGAGCAGGACCCUUCUCCUCUCGCCGGCCAUUGUGUGAACAGCCUGCAGUGGAGUGCUGCUGAGAAAGGAGACUGCUUCAGAAGGAUUUAACUGAUGGUGCCUGGGAUGACUGGGGUCAAAUCGGACCGUCAACCACAGCCCCUGAGUUUUCUGUCCCACUGCAGACUGCUUAUAGACAUUUUUUCAAGGUUCCGGUUCUUUUAUUUAUUUUCCUUUUUAAUUUUGAUACAUUUUUUAUCUUGGCUGAAGGCUGUGA
This is a messenger RNA of Emys orbicularis (European pond turtle), 1384 nucleotides long. It is a transcript of the gene RHBDD2, whose product is annotated as rhomboid domain containing 2. Gene Ontology annotation, molecular function: serine-type endopeptidase activity. The coding region runs from base 1 to 1116 and encodes 371 amino acids. NCBI's taxonomy places the organism in Eukaryota, Metazoa, Chordata, Testudines, Emydidae. The transcript is spliced from 4 exons. The record is from RefSeq and is a predicted model, not a curated record. Gene Ontology annotation, cellular component: membrane.